UUGAAAUUCGUCUGCCGGAUGAGAAGGGAAAAAAGUACAAUCUGUAACCUAUAAUUAUAAGUUUUUUCUUCGUUUCGCGUUCAGUUGGGCUUUCGAAGGCAUAUCGGCGGCAGGCGCACCACGUUACGAACGAACGAGAACGACGUGCUUCGGGUAAGAGACUGGAAGGUGCUAUCGGUUGAAGAAGAGAGCGUUCGUCGGGAAGGCAUUCGCGAGUGUAUAGGUGUGUAUGACGCGUUCGGGUGCGCUUCGGCUCCCUCUAGAGUGCAGCAGCAUUGCGCGAGAGUGUGCGAAUCGAUAUUUCGGGGGCCUUCGCCGCAGCGCGUAUCCUCGCCUCUCUCGCUCUCACCCUUUCUACUGCAGCUCGAGCCAACCCUGCCUCUGUGUUUGCCCCGUUCCAAGUCCCGGGACCUAAUGAACGCCAGUGAGAAGAGGACUUAAUAAUAGUGUUUAGAGUUUAAUUUCUGCUUCUCUCAUCAAGAGCAUCUCGGCAGCCGUAGCAAGCAGCAGCAACAGCAGCAGCAAGCCUAUACAACACAACGCUCGGAUGCUGGAGUAAAACCGCGAUCUGGACCGUCCAAUUUUGGUGGUUAUCCCUGGCGAAGAAAAAUUGAACACCGCGCGCGCCAAUCCACGGACCAACGAGAAUACGACGGCGCUCGGGCGGACAGACGGACGGAGUCGAUUAUCCGGCCCCGGGUAGAAUUACAUAGUGCUAAUCCCGGAGAUUUUGGUGUGUUUUACGUGCUUUGUAUGAAGGCCCUUUGUUUUACGCCCUCAUCUGCCUCGUGACGUGUACAAAUCAGUGUGCUUUUUGACCAAUGUGCGAACCGCUUUUGACCCACUGUGCAAAUCGUGUGUUUUAAGGUUGCGGAAAAUGUGGUGCGUGGAAAUAUCCGUAAUUAAUGAGAUUAAAUGAGCAAGCGGGCUUGGAUUAAAGUGAUACUUAAGCCGUACCAAGAGCUUAGUGGUGUGUGUUGAGCGAUAGGGAGAUGAACAUCGAUUACCCUUUGACGAAGAGUGGUUUGGACCAGGAAUAACUCCAAUUGCAGUUAGCGCCGGAAGCAGAACAUCCCCAUAGGAAAGGGGCAUCCCGUGUGAGUCCUCAAGAUGAUGGCCUCACCGAGUUUCAUGACCCAGUAUCAUAAUCAUCAUCAGUGGAACAAUAGCAGCCAUCAGACUCAGCUGUCACCUCUCAACAUCCUUCCGUAUCAGUACCCGCCUCAGCCCCCGUCCGUCAGCAGUCUCGGCUCGGUGGCAUCGCUCGGUUCGGCGGGACUUUCUCCGACGCAGUCGAUUGCCUCCUCGAACGGAACCGGAGGAGGGGGAGCUGGUGGUGGAGGUGCCGGAGCUAGCACGGCCAGUAGCAGUUUCAGUACGACCGGUGGAGGCGGUUCGAACGCCGCCAGCCCAGACACAGUGACCAGUGCAGCAGCCGCCGCCGCUGCCGUUGCCGCCUCGUCUGCCUACGGCUUCGGCGCCAUGGUCCAGCAGAGUCCUGCCACGGCGGCAGCCCUGGAGAUGACCGCAAGGUCGCAGCAGAUGCACUAUCCUUCGUAUCAGUAUCCGGCGGCCAGCUACUACAACAACAUGGCCGGAAAUCCUUGGUUCGCGCAGGAGUCCAUGUACCAGGGAUGGCACGGGGAAGCGUAUGGGUUGAAGCUGGAAGACUACUCGCACCAAACUCAGGCGCAGCGUCGCUGCGCUCGUUGUACCUGCCCUAAUUGUAUCAACGAACUGUCGGGUCUGCCACCGGUGGUCGGUCCGGAUGAGAAGGGGAAACGGCAGCACAUUUGUCAUAUACCGGGGUGCGAGAAGAUCUACGGCAAAACGAGCCAUCUGAAGGCGCAUCUUCGGUGGCAUACCGGCGAGCGGCCAUUUCUGUGCAAGUGGUUGUUCUGUGGGAAAAGGUUUACGAGGUCGGAUGAGCUGCAGAGGCAUUUCCGUACGCAUACAGGGGAGAAGCGGUUCACGUGCAGUAUUUGUAGUAAGAAAUUUAUGAGGAGUGAUCAUCUAGCGAAGCACGUGAAGACACACGAGAACAAAGCGAAGAAGAUCGCCAAGAAAAGUGAGAAAGCGGAAGAGGCGAAGAUGAAGAAGGAGGAUGCGAAGUUAGGGAAAGUGGAGUGCAGUGGGAAGCGGUUGGAAGUCAGUGAUAAGGUAGGACAGUUGACAGUGCCGAAGGUGAAGAAACUGAAGAACAGUGAACAGCAAGAGGAUAUCAAUGCGAACAUUCGAAUGCCUCAGAUCAAGCAAGAGAAAGGGUAUGAAAGCGCGAGUAAGACAUUGUUUUCGGGUAUGGGGGAGUACGGCCAGAGUGGCGGCUAUCAAUCAUCGGCAAUGAACUAUCAUCAUCCGUCGUACUUCCAGAGUGCAUUUUUACAAGAAGCGAGUAAUCCGAGUAAAAAUUUGUUCCAUAAUCCGUACUGCGAUAGUGGCUUCCAGAGCCGAUCGAAUUUGUUCUCUACCUCGACGAAUAGUAGCAGUGGGUGUGAUUCGAUAGAUCGACGAAAUAAUAACAACGCUAGUAGUGAGGUUAGCAAUAGUCUAGUGAAACUGGAAGAGUAUACCAACAGUCACAGUCUACUGAACAACGACAACGGUGCCAGCGGCCAUCAGCGAAGUAGCUCCAAUAAUAAUCUACUACCUCAUUCGCAAGCUCAAGUGUACCACAUCCCAUCAGAAAUAGCGUCCAAUUACGCGGCCUAUUCGAACGUAAAGCUAGGUUCGGCCGCCUACCACCCCGGUCACCACCAUCAUCAUCACCACCCGCAUCAGCAUGGUAGCGGUAAUGGCGGUAGCAGUAGUAGUGCUUACGGUGACGUUAAUCCAACAUCACACGGUGGUUCAUCUGUCAACGAAUCGAACAAUAACAACAAUAACGGUACCUCCUCCUCCGCAGCGGCGGCAUCAUCGGCGGCUUCAUCAGCAGCGGCCGCCGCCACGUACAACAUGAUGAUGAACAAUUACACUAUCCAUCAUCAUCACCAUCACCAUCUCAGUCAGCAACAACAACAGCAGCAACACCACCACCAACAGGAGAUCGAACUAUUCAAAUAACUGCGUAACUGUCAGUUGUCAGGCGCGGCAGCGGCGGCGCCUAUUGUUUUGCGCGCGCAUUUUAGAUACAACGCAGUCUUUGUUGCCGUCCGUCGAAGCAACCUGUCAAAAAUAUGAGAUUUUUGUGACGUUCCUUUUGUCUGUGCAUCCAAGUAGGCUCGAACCGAACCGCACGGCAUGUUUUGUUUUUAAACACUUACUUUUCCUCUUUUUUUAAAGUUAAGAGCGAAAGACCGCGCGAUGAAAAAUGUGUUUUUAGUCGGUUAGGAAAUAAAAACCCCUCUCCCGAGUGCCAAUACAAAAGCUUUAGAUAUUGUUGUUUUUUGUUCUGUUCGAGAAGCAAACGUGAAAAGAAACAGAAAACUAUUAAAUUAUGUCAUGAUUUAUUUAUGUUCCUACAAUUGUCAGCGGGCGAAAAGACGUGGAAAAUAAUAUACUCAUAAAAGGAAAAGGGUGGCUUGAGAAACCUCGUUGAAGUGAGAGAAAACAAAACACACUCGUAACGUGCGGAUGUGCUAACCCAUACACUCGAAUGCGCCAUUAAAAGCGGUGAAAUUAGCAAUUGUAAAAUAUAAUUAAAUUUAUUUAUAUUUUCAUCAAUCAUCUCAUACAGCCGCUUGCGGUGCUGUCGUAGUUUUUUUUUGUUCCCUCUUGUGCUGCUCUCUCUCACUUUAGAAGAAAAACUGUUAGCCACAAAGCAGGCGACCACUAACCAGCCAUCUACCGAACAAAGUCCUCUGUGCAAGACAGAAAAAAAACGGAGUCCGAGAGAAAAACACCAAAUUGAGGGCCAGCGAGCGGUUAAAAUCUUUUUAUUCGCCAAUUUCACCUCCUCAUUGAAGCGUAGCUGCCGCCGCUAAACCUAAUUAAUUUGUUCUUGUCCACUUUUUCUCUCCGUGUCUAGUAGGCUAGAGCCCCCGGAGUAAUAAUUGUAUAAAGAGUAAUGCAAACAGAUCCAUUCUGGCGUUGGAGUUGGACCCAUGUGAGCGUGUUGAUGUACAGUAAUUUAUAAAUUUUUAAAUUAAGUAGUGCAUAGUAGCGGCCGCCGUUUUCUCGCGUUUCGUUUUUGCUCAAUCCAAUCCAAUUCUCUUCGAGUUGCUGGAUGGGGGAAAACGUUGUACAUUUCCGUGUAUGUAGCUUUGAUUACCUCUCGUAACUCUCUGUCUCUUUCGCUCUCUGUUGUUCGAAUGUACUGGAAGCAAAACAAGCAAUAAUGUGAUUCGGAGUCAUUUGUCCCAAUGUCCGAGACCGACGACGACGAUUUCGGACAGCCCCGACUCGAAGCGCAAUGUAAAUACUGUCCCAUCCCAUUUUAGAUACGAUACGCAUACGUUUACUACUUUCCAAUCAAACAAAUUAAAUCUAUACACAAUGCGUCGCUUGUUGCAGUCUGCAAACAAGCUGCGCACUUUGACUUUAUGGAGAAAUUGCAUUGAAUAGAAAAAUUGAGGCAAAAACUCAAACUACAAAUCACAAAACAAAUCGAUGUAAGUUUACAGUACCUUUUAAGCGUGGAUGAUACAAAGAUGACGAAAAUUAAGAUAGAAGAACGAUAAUGAAAUGCUGUUUUA
Messenger RNA from Aedes aegypti (yellow fever mosquito), 4631 nucleotides. RefSeq names its product transcription factor btd. Gene Ontology annotation, biological process: regulation of transcription by RNA polymerase II. The coding region runs from base 1111 to 3060 and encodes 649 amino acids. NCBI's taxonomy places the organism in Eukaryota, Metazoa, Arthropoda, Insecta, Diptera, Culicidae. Gene Ontology annotation, molecular function: RNA polymerase II cis-regulatory region sequence-specific DNA binding; DNA-binding transcription factor activity, RNA polymerase II-specific. The transcript is spliced from 3 exons. The record is from RefSeq and is a predicted model, not a curated record.